UAUUCCACUGAUAUGUAACAGUUGUGAUCUCUCCCGCAGACGGGUCCUGGCUGGUGGACUCCUGGUCACCUUGCCAGGUUCCAAGAGGACCGUACCAGGGACUCGGAAGGCCGGUGUCACGGACGAAGAACACGUACCAUCACUUGUGAAGUGGAUGGCUCACCAUCCACUUCUGACCAGUGUUCAGGUCCUCAACCUUCCACGGAAAUCGCCUGUACGACCACGUGCCCCCAGGACUGCGUUUUAGGACCAUGGGGUUCCUGGGGCCCAUGCGUUUCCUGCGACUCGUCCCAGAAACGGACACGUACGGUCCUUGUGGCCCCAACGAAUGGGGGUACACCAUGCCAGCCUCUGAGCGAAUCGAAGCCCUGUAUAAUGGAAUGCCUACCAUCGGCCGUAUCUUCCGCCCUCUCCAGCCACAACGCAGAGCCUCUAGCAAGACUGAGAGUGGGCGAGUGGAGCCCCUGCCAAAUCCCACUCAUGCCAGAAACUAUCCCAGAAGACACAGAAGACAGAUACUUCGAAGAAAACUCUAUAUUCUUUGACGGAGACAACAAAGGGAACACAGGAGCUACCUUACUAGAAGCUGUAGACGAAGAAGUACCUCGAGCGAGCAACAGCGUUGAGGCGCAGCUUCCCACGAAGUCAGAAAAGUCUUGGAGCAACGCACAGGAACCUUCACACUCGAAGUCUGAAAGACCUUGGAGAGACGAUUCGCACGAAGACCCUCAGUCGAAGUCAGAAAUACCUUGGAGAGACUAUUCACAGGAAGACCCUCAGUCGAAGUCAGAAGGACCAUGGAGAGACGCACGAGAAGAUCCUCUCUCGAAGUCUGUAAGAGCCUGGAGGGAGACACGAGAAGUAUUCGAGGGAGAUAAAUCUCCUAAAAUGAGAGAUGAUGCUCUUCCUAAAGUAGGGAGACAAGAGAGACAGCUGACUUGCGUUCACUGGAACGGCACCAGCCUCCCUCUUAGUGAGUGUCUGUCUGGAAGAGAGGACGUGGCAGAAAGGGUUCGAACCUGCGUGGUGGACCGGGACUGCGUGGUGACACAGUGGUCCAGCUGGACCACUGUGGUCCCUGGCUGUGUGGCCCCGAGUGGUCUGGUGGUGCGAGAGAUAAGAGAGAGACAGAGGAGCAGCUCUGCCCUGCAACACGGGGGCGGCGUCCCCUGCCCUCACCUGCUGGAGAAACAUACCCUGCCAGACCCUGCCUUACAACCCUGCGAUACCAGGUACCAGUGGGUAAGUUCCGCCUGGGACACAUGCGUGGCGCCGCAGGGGGAGCGCGAAGGCGCGGUGCUGUGCGGCGGGGGCGUGCAGACACGCCAGCUGACGUGCGUGCGCGCUGCCGACCACGUUCCCGUCUCCGACGACCUGUGCGUCCACGUGCAGCCUCCACCCCGUGUCCAGAGAUGUGAGGUCGGCUGUGAGAGAGACUGUGUAGUGGGACCUUGGUCAGCCUGGGGUGUCUGUACCCCUACAGACUGCACUGCUUCACCUCCCCCAGCUACACCAGGUUUCCGGCGCCGGCGUCGUCAGGAGGUGGUGUCAGCAAGUGCUGGUGGGGUAGAGUGCCCACCUCUGGAGGAACAGAGUGAGUGCCAUGAGGCACAGUGCCAUCAGUGGGUCCUGGGCAGCUGGUCACAGUGCCAGCUGACCAACCCGUCUCAUUCUUGUGGUGACGGGAGACAGACCAGGAACACCACCUGUCUAGACAGUGCUGGUGCGCCAGCACCCUGGGAGGAGUGCCAACAGGAGCUGGGCACUGCCCCAGAGCAGAGAGAGUGCCACGUACCCUGCUCCUUCGACUGUGUGGUAGGGCAGUGGUCGCCCUGGUCACCCUGUACAAGGCCCUGUGCCAGCCAGCUUCAUGUCGGGUUUACACAAAGGAAUACCACCAUUAUUGCUCCUCCUGGACCAGGGGGAACGCCGUGUCCUCCCCCAGACGAACUAACACAGGUUGAGACGUGUCGUGUGGAGCCGUGCGGGGGUGCGGCCUGGGUAGCUGCACCUUGGGGGAGGUGCGGCCUACCUGCCCGUGCCGCAUGCGGCCCUGGGCGCCAGAGCCGCACCUUACACUGCAGAGACCACAAGAAUAAUACUGUGUCUACCUACAGGUGUUCUGGACUGAGUCGACCCUCGCUAGAGCGACCAUGUGAAGUGCCAUGUGGCACUGCUUGUACUGUGACCUCCUGGAGUGAGUGGUCACCUUGCCUGGCACCUGACCCCUGCCCUGUAGAUGGAGUCCUGGUAUCGUCAACACAGCGUCGCUGGAGGAGGGUACUGGUGGAGGCUAGUGAGGGAGGGGCACCAUGCCCACACCUGGAGGAGGAGAGAGGUUGUGCUCAAGCUCUGGUCACCUGUAAGAGUCACUACUGGCGUGUAGGACCUUGGGCACCUUGUACCCUGGCUGAUGACGUGGAGUGUGGCACUGGGUAUAGGGUCAGACGAGUAGAGUGCGUAAACGCUGCAGGAGAAGUGACAGAGCCAACGCAGUGCUUGCUGGGGGAGCACAUAGUGCCAGAGAGCAGCGUGGAAUGCCAGGUGUCAUGCAGGGAGGCGUGUGUCACCUCCACCUGGACUGCCUGGAGUGCCUGCCCCAGGCACCCGCCCUGUGGCACCGCUUCCCUCAGGACACGGCAGCUCCUGGACGGAAGCCAGGACAACCCUGGGUGCCAGGGCAUGGAACUAAGACAGAGUGAGGAGUGCCCCUGCCACAACUUCUAUUCCACCCCUGCUAGCUCCUGGUCCUCCUGCCUGGUAGAGGGGGCAGCAGAGGGCAGCACAAGGAGCAGGGCACGCCUGGGUACAGCCAGGGGGUCUGUGCCUCCCGGGGAGGCUGGGUUGUGUGGUGUUGGGGUACGGUACAGAGCGUUACUCUGUACCAGAGAUGAUGGUGUCUUGGCUCACCCAAGGUCUUGUGGUCACAGUGGAGUGGAGGAGGAGCCUUGUAUGGUGGAGUGCCCAUCAGAGUGCCGAGUAGGACCCUGGGGUGCCUGGAGUGCUUGUAAUGCUUCUUGUGGUGCUGGACUUCAACACCGGACUCGUGAGAUCCAGGAGCAGAGUUUGUGGGGUGGACGACCCUGCCCUGAGACCAGCCAGAGUCGUGCUUGCUGGGGGUCGUGUAGUGCUCACUGGGUGCCAGGAGGAUGGUCAGAGUGCCACAUUAUUAACAACAAAGACUGUGGCACUGGUCUCCAGACCAGGACUAUCAGGUGCAUGAUGGAGGCGUCAACAGGUCUACAAGAGGCUGUGUCCGACAGUGAGUGUGAUGUAUCACUUAGACCAUUUACACAGCAGGACUGUCAUGUGUCCUGUCCUGGAGAGUGUGUCCUGUCUACCUGGUCCCCCUGGUCUUCCUGUCCACAGGGGUGUCCAGCUCACAGCCGCCAAACAAGAAGUCGCCAGGUGGUGCGUAAACCCGUGGGAAACCUUGCUACAUGUCCACCCCUGAGGCAGGAAGAACCUUGUGUUGAGGGUGCCUCCUGUUGGCACUACUCCUGGCAGGUGGGCAACUGGACCUCCUGUGUCCCCUUGGGGCACUCCUCCUGUGGAGAAGGUGUCCGGAAUCGUCCCAUAACCUGUGUUCGAUCAGGAGGCGUGGCUGUUCCUGAGUGGAUGUGUCCUCGUGAGUCCCGUCCCUCUCCAAAGGAAACCUGGUGCUACGUAGACUGUCCUAUAGACUGUGAGGUCACCACCUGGACGACCUGGGACGACUCCAAGUGUUCCUGUGGUGAGAAUCCCGGAGAAAUGACCCGACGUAGAUUCCUGUCUGUGAACCCAAGCGAGAGUGGAAGACCAUGCCCGAGCCAGCUACAACAGAGUCGUCCAUGUCCUGCCAUACCCUGCUACACCUGGGAGCGAGGACCCUGGUCACAGUGCCAAUUACAGGGCGGGAGUUGUGGCCAUGGAUACGUUGAGAGGAAGGUCUCAUGUGUAGGGCCAUGGGGCCAGACUGUGGAUCCACAUUUGUGUCUGGCCCUCGUCCAUGUUGGUGGCCACACAUGGCCCUACCUGGCCAGGGCCCUUGACCUCAACACAAGGGAUGGGUGUUAUGUACCAUGUGAAGGAGACUGUGAGUUAACUGAGUGGGCUUCGUGGUCCCACUGUCACAGAGAUUGUUCCAGAGGACACCAAGGAGGUACCCAGGCCCGGUCCAGAGCAGUGCUGACUGAGGGGGUAUCUGAGGGCCACCGGUCCUGUCCUGGACCACUGUGGGAGACACGGCCAUGUCUGGCUGGUCCAUGUUUCAGCUUCUCCUGGCAGGUCCAUAAUGGUACAGUUCAGUGUGUCCGCAGUGAUGGUCUUCUUACUACUGAGACAUUUGGAUGUAUUCAUGGCUUGAUUCAAGGAAAUGCUCCAGUUUUCAAGAACAGCUCUAAUUUUCUAGAUCAAGGGCUCUUCAGAGGCACCAAGGCACCUUCCUUGAAGAUCCCUGUAUCUCCAAAAUGCAGGGAACAAAGGAUGAAUGAAGCACUGCAGGACACCUUGGAUGACAGGCCUUGGGUGUUGCUUGCAUCAUCAAUAACACGGCACCUUGAAACACUCUUCCUUCAAUGA
Cherax quadricarinatus is the source of this 4560-nucleotide messenger RNA. The record is from RefSeq and is a predicted model, not a curated record. NCBI's taxonomy places the organism in Eukaryota, Metazoa, Arthropoda, Malacostraca, Decapoda, Parastacidae.